AUGGCCCGGCUCCAAACGACGAAGCCCGGCAGCGGAGUUAGCCCCCGUUUUGUGUCGGAGCAACAGAUUCGGCAGCUGGAACGGAAGCUGCGAGCAAAAGAAGAAAGAAUAAUUGUGCUGGAAACAGAAAAUGCCUUUCUGCACCUCAAGCUUGCAAAGAAUCAAGGAAUAAUUAGGAACAGCUCAGCAGAACAUAAUUUUGCUUAUUAUUAUAAUACGAAGAAAUUUCAUGGAACUGCAAAAUCCAUUGUAAUCCAGCUUCACAGAGCCAUACAGAGACUACAACAAGACAUGCAGAAUCUCCGUUUGUCUGCCCUUCAAUUUUCAAGGGAGAUCCACCAUCAAAGCGAGAGCUUUCUCCCUCAAGUUCUACUCAUUGUCCAAAAGCUACAAUUACAGAAGGAGACCAUGGAAACCUUUCAGGUUAAAACACUGGAACUUGAACAAUCCUUGAAUGAGAUUAAUGAGAGAUAUAGGAAAGAAAAACAAAGAAGAAAAGUAUUGCAUAACAACCUACUUGAGCUAAGAGGCAACAUCAGAGUGCAUUGCAGAAUCCGCCCAUUCUUACCAUUUGAUGCAGCUCCAGAGGAAUCAGCCAUGGAAGACAGGCAGAGAAGCAUUUCAGAAAACGUGAUCUGUGCAACAGAUGAUGAAACCAUCUUAGUGAAGUGCAGCCGUCCUGGUCAUGCUUUGAUAAACAAGACAUACCAGUUUGAAAGAGUUUAUAACACAUCUGAUUCACAAACAACAGUAUUUGCAGAUAUUUCUCCUUUGCUAACCUCUUUGCUGGAUGGGUUCAAUGUGUGUAUUAUGGCUUAUGGGCAGACUGGCAGCGGGAAAACAUACACAAUGUUGGGCCCGCAGCUUGAAAAAAGUUUUCAUUUCUCAAUGGAAGAUGAGACAGAAUUAGGAAUCAUUCCUAGAGCCAGCAAAGAAGUAUUCAGGCUUCUUUCAGAAAAGUCAUCAGGAAGCCAUUGGGUUGAGGUUUCUGUUGUAGAAGUGUAUAAUAAUGACAUUUUUGAUCUUCUGGCCAAAGACAACUCUGGAAGGCUGAAUGGUAUCAAAAGGGGUAUAAUGACAAAUAAAGAAGGAAAGAAUGAUAUUCCACUUCUUACCAAUGAACCUGUUGAAGAUGUUGUGGAAUUCUUGGAGCUUGUUAACCAGGGUCUACAGCUGAGGGCCAAACAGUCAACCCUUGUACAUACCGAUUCAUCUCGUUCACACCUUGUGAUAACUUUGACAAUAACCAUCAAGGCUGCCACAGGGGAUGAUUUUGCUCCUCCCUGGACAGGUGACCAUUCUAGUCAAAAACUAGGUAAGGAACAUUUCUUCACUGCUGCUUGUUCUUCUAGAGCUUGUUCACCAGCACAGCUCUCCAGGGAAUCAGUGGAGAGACCGAUGCAAAUGAGAACAAAACUUCAGCUGGUGGAUUUAGCGGGCAGCGAAAGUGUUGGUAUGUCCGGUGUAACUGGGUCACUGUUGAGAGAAACCUCCUUCAUUAAUCGCAGUUUGUCUGCUCUAGCCGAUGUACUUGGAGCCCUAUCAGAACAGAACUCUCACAUUCCAUAUCGAAAUAGCAAACUUACACAUUUGCUACAGGAUGCCAUAGGUGGUGAUGCAAAGUUGCUGGUGGUAUUGUGUGUCUCUCCAAGCCAGAAGUACAUAACAGAGUCACUUCAAACCCUGGGAUUUGGGUCCCGUGCUCGGCAAGUUCAGAGAGGCCAUGCCAAGAAAAGAAAUGAACUGGCACUGAACAAAUCCAAAUAAGACAUAAGCCUUCUGUGGAUUAAAACUUUAUUAAUGAGUUCCUCAGACUGAAAAAUAAUCUUGUUAUGAAAAAAAAAAUUAAAUUGCCUUUUAAAAUAAGUACGCUUUAAUGCAGUAU
Molecule: messenger RNA, 1885 nt
Organism: Pseudonaja textilis
Lineage: Eukaryota; Metazoa; Chordata; Lepidosauria; Squamata; Elapidae
Gene: KIF25
Product: kinesin family member 25
Biological process (GO): microtubule-based movement
Cellular component (GO): microtubule cytoskeleton
Molecular function (GO): microtubule motor activity; ATP binding; microtubule binding
Source: RefSeq, a predicted model, not a curated record